AUGGUUCGAACUCGGCCGAACACCAAGACGAAGGAUCUCAAGAGUGGGUACUUCUUUGGGAAGAAGAUCUUCAGUGAUGUGGCGAAUCAGGUUCGCUGGUCCACACGUUACCAUGCCAGCUGCCAAUUGGCCGGGGUUUCUCCGGAAGACGGGAAGAUCUUGACAGCUGAAGCUGCUGAGUGGUUCAGCGGUUUGCCGCUGGGUUGGACAUCGAAGAAGGUGGAGAUCGACCAAGAUUGUCGAGAGGUGAUUGCUGCGAGAAUGCGGGAAGGAUAUUUGCAUCAAGCAGAGAUUUGGAAAGACGUCUCCGAAUUUCAAGCUAGCCCUGACACCCUUGCACAGGGGCGGUUUCUGUACCUCGAGAAUGUGAAGUCCAUUCUGACCAAGCAAAAGGACAUGCAGAAGGUCAUGCAUUACCUGGUGCAGGACUUUAACCUCCGGCCGUUGGCGUCCUACAUCACUUCUUGGAAUGAAUGCAACGAGCUGCCUAUGCACCGCUGGCUGUCGGCGGGAAUCGUCGAUGAUGAGCAUGAAUCACGGCUCAAGAUUUGUGGGAACUUAGUUGUUCCCAAGUGUGCUGACUUAGCCUUGCAGGUAUUCCAGCGCGUGAAGGAGAUACUUUGCAAGGAGAAUUCUGAGGGUGAGAGAACUCAGUGGACCUUCUUGGGGCACAAGGCAUCUACCACCUGGCGCUAUGAAAGAGUACUGGGCGCAAUAUUGCCAAUCUUCUUCGGGGACCCGCGCGGCAUCAUUUCCAACCUUUUGGCGGUUGAAGCGACGAAGAACGACAUUGGUCAGAAAUACCAAGCAGACUGCCAGAAGUACAUUGACCUGAUGAAACUGCCCGAGUAUGGCUUGCAGAAGGCAGCUGAAUACUUGGAGCAUUGGUUUGCGGGAGAUUUCGGCAUAUCAGGCAUGGUUGACCCAGAGGUUGCAGAGAAUCUGAUGGAACUUUACCUACAGGAAGGGUUCAUGUCAGAUCCGAGCAUGAUCGGCGUGGAGCAGGUGGCAGCCACGCAGGACUGGGAAUCUGCGAGCGGUGUUGCCAGGGCCUUCCAGAUCGGCAAAGCCGAAUCAAGCGCUUUGUUUGCUUUAGUCAAGGAAGUGCCAGAGAGAAUCCGUGAGAGUUUGGAAGCGAUGGUCAAAGCCCGUGGCAUGACCAAACUCUUCACCCACAAGAUCAUUGGCAAAGGAACUUUCAGCGCGUGCGGCUGCUUCCUGUUCUUCUUGCAGAAGUUCAAAGCCAUCGUUCCAGAGAAGGAACUUGCUGAGAUGGAGCGCGGCCUGCGCUCUCAAUUCAUGAGCGGUUUCCUGGAUGGUGACCUUUUGCACGUCUUGGAGGAGCAGGUCCCCUUGAGCGCAGACAUCAAAGCUGUCGGGGCUUUCAGGCCUUUUGUGACGCAGGUCGAGCAAGGGCGGAUUCGUGACAAGGAGGCAGCUGCACAGGCCCUAGCCAAGCAAGUGGCUUCGGCGCAGUACGCGCAAGUCGAGGCCAUGGUCAAAGCCGACAUGCAGAUUUUGAAGGAUAAGCUGCCCGGCAAGGACGAUCAGGCAAUCGAGAACGCAAAGAAUCUCAAGUACAUGAAGGAAAGGUAUGUGGUGGCUUCCAUGGACAUGACAGUUUAUCCUGCAAACUCAGAGUUGGUCCGGUCGGCGCACACGCUACUCAAUGCCAUAUGCAGCAUGACGCCGAAUGCUGCUGGUUGGGUGCAGCUACCAGUGCAUCAAUCCCAAACAACGCAACAUGCGUUGAUUAAGCGCCGGCAAGCCUUGGAAUCCACUAUGCUGAACUCCAAGCAGAAUUUGUCACGAGAAGUGGUUAUCUUGUUCUCAAAGCCCGACAGCAACAGCCGGGAUGGCCGCAACAUGGCGCAAGGUGCCAUAUUGACAGUCCACCAGCAGUACCACAACGAGACUCCCUGGGAUGCCAGCUCAGCUGUUGAAGACGGCCGGCUCGGGCCAUGUGACUUGGUCAAGGGCAUGGAUCUGAGACCUGCUGAUCGCUUGAUUUGGGUGGACAUUAUCCCCAACAGGCAAGCGGAAUUUGGGAGAGCCUGCCUUGAGAUGCAACUUAAGAGUUCUGCCAUUCCCGUCAAGUACUGCGGGGUGCUGAAGGGGGAGAACGUGGCUGAUUUGCGCAGCGCUUUUGAGAGUGCUGUGUAUGACCACUGGGAUGAACAUCCUACGUUGGCGCCUCCCCGUGAACGGCCUACCACCGCCCCAAGUACGAGACCAGACUUGGGCCUUGAGGUGCUUUCUAUGCAGGGGAUGCAUCCGAUCUUCCCGGCAGAGGUCCUGUUGAAUCGCUUUUCGGAAGGCUCCGAAGAACGCACUUUGGUGAAGAAGUUGCAAAAGGAGUUUGAAGACAUCUAUCCUCCGCCUGCACCAGGGACGAACACCCAGACUCAAAACAGCUCCUCGUUGAGUAUGAGCGCGGAUUGUGACUUCUCUGAUGGCCACCUCCCGAUCAACCCGCGCAAGAACAUUGAGCUGCAAUGCAUCCCAAUCUCUGACUUUCGUGCUGAGAGGUGGGAUGUUGCCCGCUUGACCAGCCUGAAAACUUGUGUGUACCGCCCCAACGCCUUGGAUGCCAACGAGAGGAAGGACAUCAAGAAGCGUUCACUUGGUGGAGUAUUUGCAGGAAACUACCAUAAGGUCCCACAGAAUGCGAAUGUCAGCUUGAUGUGGGAGGUCCCAGAGGUGGCAGACCCACAGGCAACUGCGGCUGAUUCUGAUGUGAAUGUGAAGAAGAAGCCUGUUGGAGGAAAGCGAAUUCCACAGGAGAAGUCGCUGGAGAUAGCUCAGCUCGCAGCAGAUCGCCUUCGCGCAGGUGAAAGCCACGCGAAAGUCCGCAUUAUGGUGGAUGAGAUGAAGCAGGCUUUGCGCAACUUUGCUGGGAGUGGGGAUGACUCUGCUGUGCAGAAUGCGAUUGCCAACUUGAAGAAGGGUGGUGAAGACCAUGCUGCCGUCCCCCCAGAUGACUCCCAGCCGGCAGGGCCACCGACAGCAGAGACUAAGACUGAGCCGCCGAUUGAAAACGAGGAGGAUGAGAAAGAGGGCAACAACCUGGAGUCUGAAGGCUGCGAGGAGGAGGAGUGUGCCGAAGAGGAUCCCACUGUGGACAACUAA
Molecule: messenger RNA, 3129 nt
Organism: Durusdinium trenchii
Lineage: Eukaryota; Dinophyceae; Suessiales; Symbiodiniaceae
Source: the annotation of a GenBank genome assembly